Molecule: messenger RNA, 668 nt
Organism: Hyaena hyaena (striped hyena)
Lineage: Eukaryota; Metazoa; Chordata; Mammalia; Carnivora; Hyaenidae
Gene: CSF2
Product: colony stimulating factor 2
Exons: 4
Coding region: 22-450 (142 amino acids)
Biological process (GO): immune response; myeloid cell differentiation
Cellular component (GO): extracellular region
Molecular function (GO): cytokine activity; granulocyte macrophage colony-stimulating factor receptor binding; growth factor activity
Source: RefSeq, a predicted model, not a curated record
AAGGCUAAAGUCCUCAGGAGGAUGUGGCUGCAGAACCUGCUUUUCCUGGGCACUGUGGUCUGCAGCAUCUCUGCACCCACCAGCUCACCCAGCUCUGUCACUCGGCCCUGGCAGCACGUGGAAGCCAUCAAGGAGGCCCAGUGCCUUCUGAACGACAGUAGUGAAGCAACUGCUGUGAUGAAUGAAGCAGUCGAAGUUGUCUCUGAAAGGUUUGACCCUGAGGAGCCGAAAUGCCUGCAGACCCACCUAAAGCUGUAUGAGCAGGGCCUACGGGGUAGUCUCCUCAGCCUCAAGCAGCCCCUGAGAAUGAUGGCCAACCAUUACAAGCAGCACUGUCCCCUUACACCGGAAACUCCCUGUGAAACCCAGAAUAUCACCUUCAAAAAUUUCAAGGAGAAUCUGAAGGAAUUUCUGUUUAACAUCCCCUUUGACUGCUGGAAGACAGCCUAGAAGUGAGGCAGGCCAGUGCAGCCAGGAGACAGCCCUGAGAGCACACCUCACGACUCACCGCCCUCGAACCUACAGAUUGCUGAAACUCAGGAUCUUCACCUUGGAGGGACCAUAGUGGGGGCUGUGGCCAUGGGGGUGGGGUGGGGCAGGGCAUAGACUUGUGCUGAGACAUGCUGCCCGAUACAGGCUUGGUAUGGGGAGCGGGCAAUGUUUUACAU